Copidosoma floridanum is the source of this 2984-nucleotide messenger RNA. RefSeq lists its product as uncharacterized. The record is from RefSeq and is a predicted model, not a curated record. NCBI's taxonomy places the organism in Eukaryota, Metazoa, Arthropoda, Insecta, Hymenoptera, Encyrtidae.
GCCAUUGACGGUUACUUCUCUUCAAAUCGCCUCUCCAAAAGCAUGAUAAACGUGCUUCGCUUUAGCUUCACCUGCAAGAGUGUCCUAUCAUUUUUUGGUGCGGCAGUUUAAUCAACGUGCUAAAAUAAGUAUGUAUAUUUAAAAACAAAGAAUUCGAGUGCUGUUGACUUUAGAUUGCUUCGUUGUGUUGCCGUAAUUUAGUACUGCAAUCCAUUCUGGGCUCGCAUGCAGGGUAACCACUUGUAUGCUCAGUGACCGAUUAUGCUGAUUAUUUAGCCACCAAAGCUGAACUGGAAGGAAAUAACCGCAAUAGCCUAGCCAAUAUUUAUAUAAAAUUCCUGUUAGAUCUAUUGAAUUUUUCCUAAAUAAUUAAAAGCACCAUGGAUAACCUUGAUGCACCACAAUGGGCAGAUUUUAUUGCUCCAAGUCCACAGGUGACUCAGGAUGACUUUUUUUUACGCCAGCAUGAAGCACACGAGUACAGAUGUAAAUCUGACUUGGCAGAUUUCGAUCAAUCACCAAAUCAUUCUGUAAAAUCUAACUUGAGCAAGCAUGCGCUGAAUGAAUCUUGUGUCAACGAUACAAUAUUUGAAAAGACUCCAAAGCCAGUAAAAAGUAAUAAGGGUAGAACUUCCAGCUGCAGGAAGAGUAGAGUCAAAGAGGUAACACAUGAGGAUGCAUUGACCGAGGCUAUGAAAAACUUGCAACUGUCCAUGCAAAAGUAUAAAGGUGAUAAGUCUAUGAACAAGUCGUGCCUCAUGGAUUCACCUACUACGUUUAAAACACCACAAAGAGUGACAAGAUCCAUGUGUGCAUCGAUGAACACGCCCAAACAUGACUUGGAUGAGUCUCACUAUGUUUCAUUUGAGCAGGACAAGUUGGAGGACGAGCAUGAUCAUGACGGUAUUGACAAAAAUGAGGAAAAUGUACAUACUAAGGGCUGUAAUCAUGUUGAGGUAAAUAUUCGACUGGAUGAUGAAUGUGAGCCCAUUGACGAAAAAGAGAGAAAAACAUUGGAGCAAGAUCAAGAUAGCUCAACAAAUGAGCAGACAUCUCAAAUAAAACUUGAAGUUUCCGAAACUAGCUUGGAGCCAGAUACUUCUGAUGAAAAAGUGGAACCGGAACCAGAACCAGAAAUCAAAGUAGAUGAUGCAGUCCAGGAUAAUCAAAGCAAGCACCUUCCAAAAAGCAAAAUUGUCACGUCCUUUGAUCCGUUCCCUGCCUCUAAAAGUAAUGAUUCAAAGAAAAAAAUUGCAACAUUAACUGGUAAUGCAUGGCACAGACAAGUUAAACGUCAUGUAAGUCUCACGAAUCAACGGCGGCUGAGCAUGAGCAAAAAUUUAGCCACAAGUAAGUACGUGAGCAUGGCUGAAGCCGUUACCAAGUUUCAGCGAACAACGCCGCAACGAUUCCACUCUGUAAAUGUAAAAAGCACAAAAGCCGAGUUAUUAAAAAAGCAAUCGCUAAAAUUGACGAGAGCAACGUCACCGGCUUUGAUGUGCAAAAAGAGGACCAGACCUGUGACAGCAAUGAGCAGAGAAGAACGAGAGAAAUUAGAGUUAGAGAAAAUUCGUCAGAAUCAGAUUAAAGCCAAUCCAGUUCGUAAGGAUAUCUUAAAAAAGCCAGCUCCUCUGAAAAAAGUGGAAAAGAAGUUGGUCACUUAUCCAGAGCCUUUCCAUUUGACUCAGACUAGGAAAGAUCAGCCUCCAGAUUUUAAACUAAAUCAGACUCAAGAAUUCAAGAGAGCUCGUAGAGUACCGGCAAAAACGGUUCCAACUAUCGUCUCUACUAAGGAAAAAAGCGUUGUAAUUAAGGAAGAGGAAGUGUUAUACUUUGGUAUUCCAUUAGACCCAGUCAACAUGAAAAAAAAGACCACAAAAAUAAUGCCAUUUAGCUUUGAAGCGCGCAAUCGGGAAUUGCAAGCAAAAAAGAAAGAGAAGUUGCAAAAGCUCAAAGAGUCGGAGCAACAGAAAAACAAAUCCGAAUUUCACGCCCGUCCUGUACCAACGGCAGUCAAAACCCCAUGCAGAAAUCUAUCGGCUCCAAAAGCUGCAUCAGCAAAUAAAGCCAAAAAAAUAACCAUCGCCCGUACGUUGAGCUUUGAUGAUAGAAAUAGGGAGAUGCAAAAGAAAAAAGAGGAAAGAAUAAAACAGAUGAUGGAAGAAGAAAAAAAACUCCGAACUUUUAAGGCUCAGAAAGUUCCAGAAUUUAAGCCUGUAUUGGUAAGAGGAAGAUCUAAAGAUAGUUUGCAUAAAAAAUCGAAUGAAAACUUGGUAACAAAGCCUCAGAAUGAAAUUUAUAAAUCAAAAGUAGAUAACGUGCCGAAGAAAGAGAAUUUUACGACUGUACUGACAAAUAACAUACCGGUAACGAAAAAAACCUACGCAAAUUCGAUGAAAAAUCUUAUCAAGAAGACGAUUCCAUUCGUAGCACCUAAGAAAGUGAGUCCAUCAUCAACUGCCACUGAAAAUCAAGAAAAUAAAAAUAAUGGCCCAGUUCCAAAGAUUUUGGAGCCCAAAUGUAAGCUUUCUCAAAAAUCCGUUUCUGUUUUAACAGAACUCAACACAGACAAACGAGCUAAACAGCGAAAAGAUUUCGAGGAGCAGAUGAAAAAAAAAGAAGCCGAAGAAGCUGAACUUAAAAAGGAAGAGGAACGAGAAAAAUUAGAAAGAGAAAAAGCUGAGAACAUUGAAUUGAGAAAAAAAAUGGAAGUCAAAGCUAGACCGAUGCCCGUUUUCAAGCCACCAAGCAUUAUAAAAUCAAAUAAACCAUUGACAGAAGCUCAAAGUCCACAUUGGGCUAAACCAAAAGCAAGUUCAUCGAUCGAUUGACAAUGAGAGGUUUUUCUCAAAUUUAAAAAAAAAUUAUUUUACUAACUUGCUCAUUAAGUAAGAUACUUUUAUGUUAUUUAACGUAUUAUGUGUUGGUAAUAUAACGUUGUUUUCAAAGCUCCAUUUUUUAAUUCGUUUCUAAAAUAUAAUUAA